AUGAACUCACUUCCAAAAGGAGUAAUACGCUCAUCGACGCUUAAAACUUUGAGACAGCAUUUUGCCGAAAAAAAUUUAUUCGCCUCGAAUAGUUUUGAAAGUUGGAAGGAUGAUGUGUUGAAGCGAGUCAGUGUUUGGCGUGGAGACAUUUGCAAAUUGGAAGUCGAUGCGAUCGUAAAUGCAGCAAAUCGAUCCCUCGCCGGAGGCGGUGGUGUUGAUGGGGCCAUUCAUAGAGCAGCCGGAUAUGAUCGACUGCAAAGCGAAUGUCGAAAGUACGAUUAUUGCGAUGUUGGAAGAGCUGUUAUUACGUCUGGCUGUAACAUAAGACACAUUAAAAAUAUUAUUCAUACAGUUGGACCACAAGUAUAUGGUGUUGUGGGAGAAAAAGAAAAAAACGAACUCAUUUCCUGCUAUUCGUCGUCUUUAGAACUUGCCAAGAAGAAUGGCUUAAAAACUAUUGCAUUCUGCUGUAUUUCCACCGGCGUUUAUGGAUACCCAAAUGAGGAUGCUGCGAAAGCCGUCACCGAGUUUUUGUCGAAUUAUUUGAAAUGCGAUCAAAACAAUGAUAAGAUUGAACGAGUCGUGCUUGUCACUUUCUUGGAUAUAGACUACAACUAUUAUUUGAAAUAUUUUCGUGAAUUUUUUAAUCAGGAAGAAAAAAGUGCGUCAGCAUCGACAGAAAAAUUGGCUGGAUGGCCUAGCAAACAGAAAAAUUAUAUGCAUUCGGGUGAUGGAAACGAGACACAGACAAAAAAGAAAAAAGUUGAUAGAGAAAGCUACUAUUCAUCUGAAAAUCCAUAUAAGAAUUGGGUCGAUAGAAGAGCUCGACCAUUACAUUAUGAUUAUUCUACUAAAAAAAACUAA
This is a messenger RNA of Caenorhabditis bovis, 864 nucleotides long. Lineage: Eukaryota; Metazoa; Nematoda; Chromadorea; Rhabditida; Rhabditidae. The record is from the annotation of a GenBank genome assembly.